Molecule: messenger RNA, 1521 nt
Organism: Cololabis saira (Pacific saury)
Lineage: Eukaryota; Metazoa; Chordata; Actinopteri; Beloniformes; Belonidae
Product: C-type mannose receptor 2-like
Exons: 5
Coding region: 101-1213 (370 amino acids)
Source: RefSeq, a predicted model, not a curated record
GGACAGCUUUGAGCAGAGCAUAGGAGACAGACAUCCCACUCGAGCUGGACGGGACGACCCACGCAAAUCAGAAAUAAACUGUUGAGGUAAAAUACCAACGAUGUCUGACGGAGCAAAGCUGCAGUGGAGCCUGCUCCUGCUCCUGGUGGUGGAUCAGAGUUGGUUCAUCACAGGUCAGCUUUAUGAGUAUCACUAUAUUAAAGAUAAAAAGAGCUGGACUGCAGCUCAGGAAUACUGCAGAGACAAGUACACUGAUCUGGCCACCAUCUCCAACAUGACAGACAUGAAGAGACUCAAGGAAUCAGCAAAGAACCAACAAGAUUCUGCCUGGAUUGGUCUGCACAUUCUAAAUAAUGCUAACCUCACCUGGCACUGGUCUCUGCCUGGUCUGGAGUUCAAUGAAAGUGAGACAAACUGGAACAAAAAUGAACCAAACAACGUAGGAGGGAACGAGAAUUGUGGGGGGAUAAGGAAAGACCUGGAGUGGUUAGAUUGGUCCUGUAAUGUGGAGAAGUUUUUCGUCUGCUACGAUGAAGGAGAACCAGAGAGAUUCCAUUUCCAUAAACAACAUAAGACCUGGUCAGAGGCUCAGAGCUACUGCAGAAAGGAGCACACAGACCUGGCCAGUGGACUGGAACAGUUAAAUGACCCACAGCUGAAACGUCAGCUAGGGGAUAAAGGCUAUGGGUUCAUUGGUCUGUUCAGAGACACCUGGAGCUGGUCAGAUGGGAGCAGUUUCUCUUUCAGACACUGGAAAGAUCUGGCCGACAUUACGAUGAGAGAGGACAGAUGUGCCGUGAUGAAGGAGGACGGGGAGUGGGAAACUGACGAUUGCAGUAAAGACAAACCCUUUUUCUGUUACGAUGAUAAGGUGAUCUUGGUCAAACUAAAUCUGACCUGGGAGGAUGCCUUGUACUACUGUAGAGAAAACCACCGUGACCUGGUCUCCAUCACCGACCUCAAUGACCAGAGAUGGGUCCAAGAGAGAGUCAAGAACGCCACCACUGAAUUUGUCUGGACGGGGCUGCGCUACACCUGCACUCUGGAUUUCUGGUUCUGGGUCGGUGGUGAGGUGGUCACGUACCACAACGUGGACUCGGGUGAGAAGGGGGACCGCUGUGACAUGUCUGGAGCCAUGGAGAGAGCUGGAAAACACAAGUGGUUCAAAAUAAAUGACAUGCAGGAGUUUAACUUCCUCUGUUCUGAGUGGUAAACCCACUGUGACCACUGCUGACAUUCAUUUAUUAGUUCUGAUCUUCAGUUGCCUUUUGGGUUUUUCUUGUGUUACUAAAACAUUUAAGACAUUUUUGUGGAAGAAGAUUUAAUUAGUUACAACUUUUCCAGGGUGUUGGGAUCACACGUUCUGUAAAGUUUUGCUUUCAACUCAUGUCUCCUCUUAAACCAGUGAAGUUCCUGAAAAACAUAGUGGAGAUACAUAAAUGUUUGAAGAUUGCUUUCUUAUUGAUCUGGUGAUGGUUAUACUUAUACCUAUAAAGUUAUAUGUAUGUUUUUACUACAGUU